Molecule: messenger RNA, 3253 nt
Organism: Pectinophora gossypiella (pink bollworm)
Lineage: Eukaryota; Metazoa; Arthropoda; Insecta; Lepidoptera; Gelechiidae
Product: DEAD-box ATP-dependent RNA helicase CshE-like
Exons: 3
Coding region: 217-2706 (829 amino acids)
Biological process (GO): spliceosomal snRNP assembly
Cellular component (GO): SMN complex
Molecular function (GO): ATP binding; RNA helicase activity; RNA binding
Source: RefSeq, a predicted model, not a curated record
ACCCAAUUUAUGAAAUUGAAGAAAAAAAAUUGUUGUCUAACUUUGUGAAUGAUCAAAUUAUAAGGGUCUAAGUCAGGAAGGCGAGUAAAAAAAUUCAAACGUCAAAAUAAUUUGAAUAAGCCGAAGAAACUAACCUCAAAUUGUUUAGUCUGCUUUAUUCGUUUUAUUAGUAAAUAUCAGUAUUUAAAAAUAAAAGUUAGUGGUUCAAUUAGCAUCAUGGUGUUAGCUCACAGUAUAGAAGAAGACAGAACACAAGAUGUUCAAAUAUCCGAGAACGUCACUUUUAAUUCAAUGCUAUUAGCACCCAAUACUUUGCAAGGGCUUAAGAACUCUGGGUUCUAUAGACCGUCUCCAAUACAAUUGCAUGGUAUUCCAUUAGGAAAAUGUGGAUUUGACUUAAUACUCGAAGCAAAAUCUGGAACGGGAAAAACAGCAGUAUUCUCAAUCAUUGCAUUGGAAAAAUUGGAUCUGAAUGUAGGAUUGCAAACAGUGAUUUUAGCACCAACUAGAGAGAUUGCUGCACAGAUUUGUGAUGUCAUUAAACAACUUGGAUCAAGUUAUGAAGGUCUAGUUGUUGAAGUGGUAAUGGGAGGCAUACCAGUGGAAGAAGAUAUCAAUAAGUUCAGAGAUAAAAGAGUACACAUCAUAGUCGGGAGUCCAGGACGAUUGCGGCAUUUAAUUCAAGACAAGUAUAUUGAUGUGUCCACUAUAAGGCUUUUUGUCCUGGAUGAAGCAGAUAAGUUAAUGGAAAAAUCUUUCCUACCUGACAUAAAUUAUAUUUUUUCUUCUUCACCAAAACAAAAACAAGUUAUAAUGAGUAGUGCCACAUACCCAGAAACUACAAAAUCAUUCAUCCAACAAUAUCUACAAAGUGGCCAACAUGUCUGCCCGGAUAGUAAUACCAUACUUCUUGGUAUAAAACAAAAAUUAACAGUAGUAAAAUAUAACAGUAAUAUUAUCAAACAAACAAAAAAUAGGUUUGAAGAAUUGCAGAAAAUAUUGUCACAUAUUGCAUUUAAGCAAUGCUUGAUUUUCUGCAACUAUCAAGUUAGGGUGGCAGAACUACAUAAAAUGUUAACUAAGCAUAAUUGGCCUGCUGAACAAUUAUAUGGUCAGCAAGAACAACUAGACCGUUUGGAUGCUUUAAAAUCUCUUCAAGAAUAUAAGUGUAGAAUUUUGGUUUCCACUGAUUUGGCAGCUCGUGGAAUAGAUGCUUCCAAUGUAGACCUGGUGAUCAAUUUUGAGCCUCCAUCUGAGUGGCAAACAUUUUUGCAUCGAAUAGGCAGAGCUGGUAGGUUUGGAUCUUAUGGAAUUGCAAUAACUAUGGUCAGUGCAGGUAAAGAGGAACAAAAAUUUUGUGAAUUAAUAAAAGCUUUAAAAUUCCCAUUGAAUGUAAGUAACCUGUGGAAUGAUGAACAAGCUGGCAGUGAAGUUGCCAAUCCUGAGCCACAAAAUUCUGAAACUUCCUGCACUAAAUCCUUAAUAACAAAUAAUAGAGAAGGAACCCAUAAAGAAUUAUGGACAUUACUAUCCAGUGAUUAUAAAUCAAGUGAGAAUGAGAUAGAAAGCUUUUCUAAUUUAUAUGAUUCUUUCAACAAUCCUCCAAUAGAAUCAUUUUCUGAUCUCAUAAGUUCACUACAAAUUCAUGAUACAAAGCCACACGAAACUGUAAUGAACAACACAUACAACCUAAUGCCUAUUCAGUCUAUACUUGACGAUAAGUAUUUUAAAUCUAUUAAUAUAACAAAAGAUGACAGGAACAAUGAUAUUGUUAACAAGGAAAAAGGUAAGAAAACCUGUGAAUUAAACAAUAAUGUUGUGGAUAUUGGGAUACCAGUUGUUUCACACACCACAAAAUCACAUGACCCUAAAGAUUAUCAUGAUUUACUUAACAAGGAAAGUAAUUCUGAUGAGGAAUGUAAGAAGAUACCCAAUGCUAAUGAAGCUUUACUCAGAGCAGGACUUCCAACAGCUUUUGGAAAAUGUAAAAAAAAUUGUAAUAAUUCUUUUACAGAAUACAAUAAUGCCAAACAAAAGUUUCAAGUAUCAUCACAUGAUCUAGGGCUACAAAGUACUUCUGUACAAAAUAAUAAAAACAAAACUUUGAAUGAAAAUAUAGAAAACUAUGUUAAUCAUGAUAAUUUAAGAGAAUCUAAUAAACUUCGAAAACAAAUUACGAAUAUCUCACACCAUAAUGAAAAUGAAGCUUUUGGACACUACUCAAAGAGUGAUCAAUAUGACACAUAUCACAAUCAAUACCUAGCAAACAAGGCCGAAUCCCAUUGUAAUGUGAACAACUCAAGAAAAGCUAAUCAUCAUAGUAUUAAUAACGAAGAUGAAGAUUUCGGGUAUCACUCAGUAAGUUACCAAUAUAGAACAUUUCAGAAGUCACAAUGUACAGAAAAAAAUGUGAAAUCCCAUGUUAAUAAAUCAAGAAAAUCUGAGGAACAUAGAAAAAAAGCUAGAGAGGUUUUAUAUCAUGGAGCAUAUUAUGAAAAUGAGGCCCUUGGACACAACUCUACAAGUGAUGAGUAUGAAACAUACCAUAACAAUGCAUAUAAUAAAGACCUUGAAUAUUCAACCCUCAAUAUAGAGUACCUAAAUGUGAGUGAUGUUGUCAAUUACACAACUUGGUAUAAAAACCUUAAAAAUACAGUUAAUCAGCUACAACUUGCAAUAUACACUGAUGAACUGUCAAAAAUUUAAAAUGAAAUUAUAGCAAUUAUAAAUACAAGAAAAUAUUUGGUACCUAUGUAAAAAAAACAUUGUUAACAUUAUUUACUGUUUUAAUAAAAAUGCACACACACUUACACCAUUAAGAUAAUACUGUUUAAAAGUAGGUAUGAAAAAAAAUAGAUUCAAGGUAACAAUAUAUUAUGUUUGCAUAAUAGAAUUCUCUAAAUAAAAAUAAACCUUGUUUUAUACUAAUUUACAAAAAAUAAAAUUGUACAAAGAAGUCAAUUUGUUCAAAUCCAGUGACUAGAUAGAUUUGCUUUUGUUUUUCAAUAACAGCUAAACAAGAUUUCUUAUGUCCGAAGACUUCUCAAAAUAUUUAUCUUGAUUUAAAUCCCAAAUACCCCUUCUAAAUGCAAAAUAUGCUACUAUAGCAUCUCAAUUGAAUUUCUAUGGAAAAAAUAUUUAUUAAUUUUGGUCUCUCCAUUUUAGUCCUUCUUCUCAUGAGUUUCUGUAACAAUGAAAAAAUAUUAAGAUUAUAUGAUUUUAUAAUGAUGAUAUUAUAAUAUAGAAGCAUCAA